AAUGUCAACGGGUGCGUAUCGGAUCUCCAAAAGUAGUGUAUUUUUGGAGAAUCCGACACCGGUGUACGCGUCAAAAGUGAAGAGUCUGCGCAACUUUGGUUGUGUUCCUAAAAGGCUCUUCAGAUUUUCUUCAAAAUUGUGUAAUUCUGUAAUUCUGUAUACUGUUGAAUUCAAGCAAGGAACCAUUAGUUACACAAAAUUUGACACGUGUUAUAGUGGUGUGAGGCGUCCAACUGAGCAGCCUGUUAAAGGUAUUUUAGGAGAGUUAGGAAGCUAAGUUGCUCGGACUCUUCAAAAGUGUCUACGGGUGCGUGUCAGAUCCUCCAAAAAUAGUGUAUUUUUGAAGGAUCCGACAUGGGUGCGGCAACGUUAUUGGAGAUUCCGAGCAACUUAGUUAGGAAGUGUAUUUAAUGAACCAAAUCUACCAAGCUGUGUAUUCAAUACUCACGUCAACAUAGCAUUUAUGGAGUAGGAGCUUUUCUUUCUCUCUAACCCCUGAGAACUUGUUCCAAACAAUUACAUUUUCUCUCCUAAAAUACCUUUAACAGGCUGCUCAGUUGGACAGUUGGACACCCCACACGUCUAUAACACGUGUCAAAUUUUGUGUUACUUAUGGUUCCUUGCUUGAAUUCAAUAAGAACUGCUUUUGUGUAGUUCGAGGGCAUUCAAAUCAAUGGCUUCGUCUCUUAAAUACCAGACGGCCGACUCUUCUUUUAAUAGUUGAUUCCUAGGCUUUCUUCCUUUUGGGCUUCAGAACAUGUUCUUCUGGUGGCUUUGUCUAAUUUUGUUUUCAACAAUCUUUGGGAUUUGGGCUUUUUUCAACCAUAGAUUGAACCAAGCUUCAAUCUUUCCUAGGGCUGUCUUCUUCAUUUUCGUCAACUAUUCUUGUCUUUUCCGCUUCAAUCAAGAUAUACCGGGGGUUUCAUACAAUCUUUGGGCUUUGGGCAUUUUUCAACCAUAGAUUGAACCAAGCUUCAAUCUUUCCUCGGGCUGUCUUCAUUUUCAUCAACUAUUCUUUCUUUUCCGCUUCAUUUUCCUACUCUCCCUUUUCUUUCUUAAAUUGCUUGUUUCUAAGAAAUGAAGUUUGUGUUCGUGUUCUUAUUCCUUUCAACCUCAGAUCCUGUAGAAAUGAAGCGUGUCUCAGUGUUUUCUAGAUAUGAGUAACUGGUAAAGAUGCUGCUAUGUGACCAAGAGGUCACGAUUUCAAGUCUUGGAAACAGUUUCUGGCGGAAAUGCAAGGUAAGGCUGCGUACAAUACACCCUUGUGAUGGGGCCCUUCCCCGAAUCCUGCGCAUAGCGGGAGCUUUAGUGCACCGGGCUGCCCUCUUUUCAGAUCUUCUUUCAGCUAGGAAGUAUCAUAGCACAUGUUUAUGUGACAGGUUACUGCCGAAAAGAGGUGGCAUUCCAAAGAAGAAUGCCAUCAUAUUUACUGCUCCAACGGGGGAGCAGAUAACCACAAAAAGACAGUUGGAGCAGUACGUGAGGUCACAUCCUGGUGGCCCGUCAAUAGCUGAGUUUGAUUGGGGAACGGGAGAUUCUCCCCGGAGAUCCCCAAGGAUCGAAAAGCAAAAGGCGACGCAAUCUCCAGCAAAAAGUGAGCCUGCAAAGAAAAGAAGCAGGAAGUCUUCAGCAUCGUCUUCAGCUUCAAAGACUGAUACUGCAGUGUUAGAAGCUGAGAAAGAUAUUGAACCAAAAGAAGACGAGAACGUAGAUGGAGAGAGCGAAGCGGAGAAGAAAGAGGAAGCCGAAACAACUGAGAAGGAUGUACAGAAGAAAGACGAAAUGCAAUCUUCUGAGAAUGACCUUGUGAAGGAGAACUUGGAUGCUGAUGGCCAAAAUGCCGAUGACAACGUACUGGAUUCUCCAUCUGAAGCUGCUCAGGUUGAGAAAGAUGUGGAGAUGGCUGAUAAUGUUGUACAUACCGACAACGUUGAAGAGGCUCCUGUUGAUAAGACAGCUGACGGUCCUGAGGAAGAGGAUGCACGAGUUGAAGAAGUAGAAAGCUUACCUACUGAGGAAGUUCAGGUCGUACAUCCCGACCAUGCUGAAGAAGUCCCCGCUGACAAAGCUGUUGAUGGUGAAGCUACUAAAAUCAAUGAGGAAGACGUUCUCCAGGUUCAAGAACCGGAAAACAAACGUACUGAAGAAGCUCAGUUUGAGAAAGACAUGAAAUUGGCUGAUAACAUUGGACAUCCAAAUGACGUUGACGAGGCCGCUGCUGAUAAAGCAGCGGAGGAAAAGGAUGUCCAGGUUGAAGAAGUUGAAAGCAUACCUACCGAAGCAGAAAAACUAGAUCCUAGCGCAGCCGAGGAAAAGAAGGAUCAAGCUGAAGUAGAACAGAAGGCUGCUGCUGCAACAAAGAGUACUGGCGAUCAAGAUGAUUUGACGAACAUCGACAUAAUUAAUGUGGAAGGAGAACUAACGGACAGUGGCAGCAACGCUAAUGAGGCCAGGCCUUAGAGCAACGGAUCUCUAAUUCUAACCUUUUGCUCUUCUUUGCUUCAUUUGGAUGACUUUAGUACUGUCAAUUGUAGAAACCAUAGAAUAUAGGUCCCAUUUCCCUGUAAUGAUUUAUCACCUGUAGAGAUAUUUGUACCGUUACUAUCUGUAUCUCAUAGAUUUAGGCUUUCAGCAGAGACACUAGUUGUGCUGAGGCAAUUUGUAAUUGUAUCUGCAAAUCUUGUUGUUGUAACUCAGUAAGUAAGCUUAUGAAAAGCCUGUGUUAUUCUUUGACUAA
Capsicum annuum is the source of this 2737-nucleotide messenger RNA. Its product is annotated as methyl-CpG-binding domain-containing protein 11. Gene Ontology annotation, molecular function: DNA binding. The record is from RefSeq and is a predicted model, not a curated record. The coding region runs from base 1174 to 2460 and encodes 428 amino acids. The transcript has 2 exons. Lineage: Eukaryota; Viridiplantae; Streptophyta; Magnoliopsida; Solanales; Solanaceae.